This is a messenger RNA of Dibothriocephalus latus, 807 nucleotides long. The record is from the annotation of a GenBank genome assembly. Lineage: Eukaryota; Metazoa; Platyhelminthes; Cestoda; Diphyllobothriidea; Diphyllobothriidae.
AUGAUCGAGAUUGAGAUCAAAGGCCACUACGGCCAAUUCAUAAAGGGAUGUUUGCGCAGAAUUGUGGAAGAUAAAGGCGUCAUCGUAUAUGCGGAUGACCCCAACACCGAGGAAACUAUUCCCUUGAGUGAACUAAGAUUGCCUCCAAAGGAUUCACCCGAUUCCCUCACUCUCGCACCCAACCAGCAUGUCGAGGCUCUGUUACCGCUGAAUCUGAAGGAAGAUCAACGUGAAAAUGGUUUCGCCGAUGCGCUUGCGGGCCUAAAGCUCCAACCUACUACGGCGACUUCCCGCCUGGCCAAUCCUCUUGCUUGUCUUACAUGUCCUUCGUGGUGGCCAUGUGUUGUGACUAAGUUUCGCGAUGACCACGCCGUAGUCCAACUGCAGCCAGUUCUUCCUGAACCCAGCAAUGGCGCUCCAAAGGAGUACACCGAGUUGGCGGCUUCUUUGAGCAACAUGACUGAAAUUUGCCAGCGUAAAAUUCUCCGCCCUGUCAGCGGGGACGUGCCUUGCCUACGAAAGGAAGACUUCUUCACCCACAAGUUGGACAUUCCGCCUGAACUGUUGCCAUACGCCUCUGAUCCUGCCGUCCACGAAAUCAUGUCCCAGCACUGCAACGGCCCUGUUAGCAUUGUCCUGGAGAAUAACGAGGUUACCGUCCUCUCCCCAUCAGCAGAAGUUAUUCGCGUCGCAUCCCUCUUAGAGGAGAUGCACGUCCGCAUGCUGCGUCAGAAAUAUUCGAUUAUAAAGUAUAUUAAUCAGACCAAGAGAACUGACGUAAGUUUUUUUGGAUGGGCAUCCUUUUAA